UCAACCCUCGCAUCUCUUGCCUCUUCUGCCCCUGUAAUUCCCAAUCUCCUUCCAAACUCUCUUCCCUUCUCUGCCCUUUCUUUCUUUCUUUCCGAUUUUCUCCAUUCUCUUUACCCGCCAUUUUCCCUCCCUUAUCCCUCUUUUCAAAUUCUCGUUUUCCUUCCCUUCCCUUUUCCCUCCCUCUUCCCCCCCCCUCCGCGGCGAUUUUCCGGCCACCGUCCGUCGUCCGCGGCCACGAUCCGAGGUUUCGAAGCUUCGCGAACAAAAAGGUCUCGCCUUUAUGCGUUUAAUCCGUUGUUGGGACGCUUUUCUGGGUUGUCACUGGCUCACUUGCGACUGAAGGCAUGCUUUGAUACGGUUGGACGAGCAGGUUGAAAAUUGAUAGUAUCUUUUAGAGGCCGUGGAGCUGUUUUUAGUUACUGUUGCUGAAUUUUGGUAUAUUGAGACUGGUGUCUGGAAAUGGCUAACCAUGAGUUGAUACUUGGGCAAAGUCAUAAUGUAACACUUGGGCAGAAUCAGCAGAUGGUGAUGAACCAUAAUCAUAACAUUGGUGGUAUUGGCCAGAGUCAUGAGUUGGAACUAGGACAAGCACAUGAGCAUCACUUGGAUAUAAGUCAAACCCAUGAACAUGAAUUGGGUUUAGGGCAUGCUCAUGACCAUGAUUUGGACAUAGGACAGAAUCAUGACCAAGAUGGGAAUGAUGAGCAAAAUUUUGGGCAUGAGAAUGAGUUAGCAAUGGAUCGGAAGCCUGAUCAUGAGGACCAUGAAUUGGCUAUUCCUGCUCAGAAUCACGAGUUGACUUUAUCAGAUAAUAAUGAGUUGGCUGUGUCCGAAAACCAAGAACUCGAUGAAAACAUGGAACUAGCAGUGGUUCAAAGUCAGGAAAUGGGAAUUGAAUCUGCUCAUGAUAUGACGAUUGAGGACUCCCAGCUUGUAGUUUCUCCCACAACAGCUGUACUUCAGACCCGUGCUGUUGCAAGUCCUACUUAUGAGCUGGUGGUGGGGCAAGAAUUCCCAGAUGUCAAGAGCUGCCGUAGGGCUUUGAGGGACACAGCAAUUGCCUUGCAUUUUGAAAUGCAGACCAUAAAAUCUGACAAGACUCGUUUUACUGCCAAGUGUGCCAGUGAGGGAUGUCCAUGGCGUAUUCAUGCUGCAAAACUCCCAGGAGUUCCAACUUUCACGAUCAGGACCAUCCAUGAGGCUCAUACAUGUGGAGGCAUUGCUCAUCUUGGCCAUCAGCAAGCCUCAGUUCAAUGGGUUGCAACCUCUGUGGAGCAACGGCUCAAAGAGAAUCCUAACUACAAGCCAAAGGAGAUCCUGGAGGAGAUUCACCGGGUUCAUGGCAUAACCCUAUCCUACAAGCAAGCCUGGCGAGGCAAGGAGCGCAUCAUGGCUGCUAUGCGAGGAUCCUUUGAAGAAGGGUACCGCUUGCUUCCUCAAUAUUGUGAGCAGGUUAAAAAGACGAACCCAGUGAGUAUUGCAUCUGUUUAUGGAAAUCCAACGGACAACUGCUUCCAGCGUCUAUUCAUAUCAUUUCAGGCGUCAAUUUAUGGUUUUCUAAAUGCUUGCCGGCCACUUCUGGGGCUUGAUAGGACAUAUUUGAAGAGUAAAUAUCUGGGUACGUUGCUUCUGGCUACUGGUUUUGAUGGUGAUGGUGCUCUGUUUCCUCUAGCAUUUGGUGUUGUUGAUGAGGAGAAUGAUGAUAAUUGGAUGUGGUUUCUGUCUGAACUUCGUAACCUGCUUGAGAUCAAUACAGAAAACAUGCCCAGGCUUACGAUUUUGUCCGACAGGAUGAAGUGCAUUGUGGAUGGGGUUGAAGCAAAUUUUCCAACUGCUUUUCAUGGAUUUUGCAUGCGUCACUUGAGCGACAGCUUCCGUAAGGAGUUCAAUAAUACAAUUCUUGUUAAUCUUUUAUGGGAAUCUGCUCAUGCUCUAACGGUCAUUGAAUUUGAAGCAAAGAUUUUAGAGAUUGAAGAGAUAUCACAAGAUGCUGCAUAUUGGAUCAGACGAAUUCCGCCUCGCUUGUGGGCUACUGCUUAUUUUGAGGGCACACGAUUUGGGCAUUUGACAGCUAAUAUAAUCGAGUCAUUGAAUACCUGGAUUUUGGAGGCCUCUGGGCUUCCAAUAAUCCAGAUGAUGGAAUGCAUUAGAAGGCAGUUAAUGACUUGGUUUAAUGAACGCCGAGAAACCAGUAUGCAGUGGACGUCAAUACUAGUGCCUACUGCAGAGAGGCGUGUCGCGGAGGCUCUUGAGCGUGCGCGUACUUAUCAGGUUCUUCGUGCUAAUGAAGCUGAAUUUGAAGUUAUAUCUCAUGAAGGAACAAAUAUUGUUGACAUUCGCAACCGCUGCUGCCUUUGUCGUGGCUGGCAGCUGUAUGGUUUGCCCUGUGCACAUGCUGUGGCGGCACUUCUCUCUUGUAGGCAAAAUGUCCACCGAUUUACAGAGAGCUGUUUUACAGUGGCGACUUAUCGGAAGACAUACUCGCAGACAAUUCAUCCCAUUCCUGAUAAAUCUCUCUGGAAGGAGUUAUCUGACGGAGACCCAAGUGCCAACAAAGCUGUCGAGAUUAUAAUUAACCCACCUAAGUCGCUCCGACCACCUGGACGACCAAGAAAGAAGAGAGUUCGUGCUGAAGAUCGUGGCCGCGUGAAGCGAGUAGUGCAUUGUAGUCGCUGCAAUCAGACAGGCCACUUUAGAACAACAUGUGCGGCACCCAUAUAGCUCGUCUCUCUUGACAAUUAGUUUGCUGCUUACAAGUGUCCAUGUCCUCUGUGCAAAUGAAUUUGCUUUGUGAUUAUUUAUGUAGUUUUUCAUUAGUUAGAUUGUUAAGUAAAUUCUCUAUUUGUUAGACAGUUGUGUGAAGUAAGCUCAUUAUGUGCUAUCAUAAAUGAACGUCCACGCCAAUAAUUCAAUGUUAAGCAGGAAUUAGUCGUUGUAGUAUUCAAAUUUUGGAAAGUGGUUUUUCCAGGUAUCUGUGCACAGCUUUUAAAUGCUACAGCUCAAUAAAAAUGUUGGUGUUAAAGGUGCC
Morus notabilis is the source of this 3028-nucleotide messenger RNA. RefSeq lists its product as uncharacterized. NCBI's taxonomy places the organism in Eukaryota, Viridiplantae, Streptophyta, Magnoliopsida, Rosales, Moraceae. Gene Ontology annotation, molecular function: zinc ion binding. The transcript is spliced from 2 exons. Bases 460 to 2721 code for a protein of 753 amino acids. The record is from RefSeq and is a predicted model, not a curated record.